Tetranychus urticae (two-spotted spider mite) is the source of this 1581-nucleotide messenger RNA. RefSeq lists its product as uncharacterized. Lineage: Eukaryota; Metazoa; Arthropoda; Arachnida; Trombidiformes; Tetranychidae. The record is from RefSeq and is a predicted model, not a curated record.
CUCUUUAAGCUAAUUCUAGAUUCCAAAUAUCGAACUUUGUAGUCAAUCCAAUCUCGUUGCAACAACAUCAAAAUGUUCAAAAUGAUUAAGUCCAAUCAAGGUCAUGAUUUGAUUCUUUUUGAUAAAUUUGUGUAUCGCAAAAAAUCGAAGUAUGGAACUACAACAUAUUGGACUUGUGAAAGUAAAGAUUGUAAAGUUCGUGGCAAGUUAGUUGACGGAAAUUUCACAGUAAAUAGUGACCAUCUUCAUGAGCCUGAUGAAAUAAAAUUGAUCCAACGACAUCAAAAUAAAUGGAUAAAAGAAAAGGUCAAAACAAAUCCAACUGAUACUGGUCAUCGAAUAUAUUACGAGUCAAUACAAGCCCUACGUGACGAUCUAAAUGUAAGUGCUGAUCAAUUUGAAGUGGCAAUAAAACCUUUCAUCAGUGUCCAAUCGAAUAUUGCGAGGACUAAAUUCCAACUUGUACCAAAGUUACCAGAGUCAAGGGAAGCAAUAGAAAUACCUGAUAAUUUCAAAAGAUUACCAAACGGAGAGAAUUUUUUAAUAGCUAAUGACGAAGGACCUGAUAAAAUAUUGGUAUUUGGUACUUUUCAAUCAUUCAAAAGACUGGUGGACUCAGAUAAAAUCUACAUGGAUGGAACAUUCAAAUUCUGCCCUCAACUAUUUUAUCAAAUAUACACAAUUCAUGUAAUGAUCGGUAAGUUAAUGGUUCCUGUUGUUUACUGUUUACUUCCUGAUAAAAGAAAAGUCACAUACGAUAGAAUGUUCGAUUUGCUGAUAGAUUAUGGUUUACAACAUGGUAUGAACUUGAACCCAAAAGAAUUUUCAAUUGACUUUGAAGCAGCAAUUUUAUCAUCAAUUGAAAGCAAGUUUCCAACAGCAAAGAUAACUGGUUGCAUGUCUCAUUUCGCUCAAUGUAUUAAACGAAAAGUACAAAGCUUAGGAUUAAUCAAGAAAGUUUAUGAAAAUGAAACUAACGACUACUUAAAGACAGUGAGAAGACUUGAAUCUUUACCAUUCAUAAAGCAAGAGGAUCUAACAGAAGUGUUUGAGACAAUUGUUGUCCAAUCGCCAGUAGAUGAAAAAAUGGACGAGUUGUUGGAAUAUUUCUUCGAUAACUUCUAUCGAGAUGGAGCUCGUUUCCCUAAUAGAAUUUGGAAUCCUUCUGAUAAUGACGGACCAAUGACAACUAAUCACAUCGAGGGCUCGCAUAAUCGACUAAAUCAAUGCGUAAAAAUUGCUCAUCCUAAUAUUUGGGUAUUCAUACAAAGAAUAAUGGAUCAACAUAAUCAUAAUGAAUUGAAAUUAAUAGGCCAACAAAGCCCUCAAAAUGGGGUACAAAGAAGGAAAAAGAUUGAAUUGAUUGAAAACCGACUAAAAGAACUCAAGCAGAAGCACAACAACCGAGAAAUCGACUCAAUGAGAUAUUUGGACUUGGUCAAGUAUAUAAAAACAGCAAUAUAAAUCAUUCAAUAAUUCAAUGUCAUGAUCAACCUAAUUCAUAUCACUAUAAUUCACUGCAUAUUGCUUAAAUUCCAAUGUAAUAAUAACCAAAAUUUCGUAUUGAAUUAAUAAAAAAGU